Messenger RNA from Geodia barretti, 600 nucleotides. The record is from the annotation of a GenBank genome assembly. NCBI's taxonomy places the organism in Eukaryota, Metazoa, Porifera, Demospongiae, Tetractinellida, Geodiidae.
AUGCUGAAAACAACCCAAAGAAUCGCUGUGAUGGGUGGAACAUUCAACCCGAUUCACUACGCGCAUCUGCUUAGUGCUGAACAGGUCCGGGUCGGAUUAGGCUACGACGAGAUAUUGUUUAUUCCUUCUGCCAGACCCCCGCAUAAGGUAACAGAUGCCGAUAUUAUUGAACCGGAACACCGAUAUCAGAUGGUCCUUUUGGCGAUUGCGGAGCAUCCACAUUUUGAAGUGUCUCGGAUAGAAUUGGAACGUGCUGGCCCAUCAUAUACCAUUGAGACGCUGAAAGCUUUGCAAAAAAUUUACGGAGAGACGACUGAACUCGCAUGGAUCAUCGGUGCGGAUUCGCUCAUUGAGUAUAAAGUCUGGAGAGACUUCAACGAGGUUUUGGCGAGAUGUGUUAUGAUUGCAACGACACGUCCGAAUUACGACCUGAACCGGGUUCCAUUGGAGGUUCGCAAACGGGUUACGACCUUUCCGAUAACCGGUGUGGAUAUAUCUGCUACAGCCAUUCGUGAACGGAUUCGGAAAGGGCUUUCAAUCCGGUAUCUCGUGCCAGAAACAGUCGAAACUUAUAUUCAUCGGUAUCGGUUGUAUCAAUAA